Messenger RNA from Dovyalis caffra, 303 nucleotides. The record is from the annotation of a GenBank genome assembly. NCBI's taxonomy places the organism in Eukaryota, Viridiplantae, Streptophyta, Magnoliopsida, Malpighiales, Salicaceae.
AUGGAUUCUUGGUUCUUCAUAGGUUGGGAAGCAUAUGAUGAUCCAAAAAAUAAGAGCAUGGGAAGCAAGGCGCCAAGCUGGGCUGAUCAGUGGGGUUCAGGCAAUUUUGGAGAAGAUGAUGAGGAACUCGUGGCUAAAAAAGGGGUUGGCAAUGGUAACACUGGCAAGAAGAUGGCGGAGGUCAAGGCAGCAGCUUCAGCAGGAUUCGACAAGGCCAAGACAGCUGCCCAAAAGGUAAAGAGCGGAACCUCGGUUGGUUUCAAAUGGGUCAAGAACCAGUACCAGAAGAAGUCUUCAAAAUAA